Messenger RNA from Haliotis rubra (blacklip abalone), 2922 nucleotides. Its product is annotated as protein arginine N-methyltransferase 9-like. The record is from RefSeq and is a predicted model, not a curated record. Gene Ontology annotation, biological process: peptidyl-arginine methylation. Gene Ontology annotation, molecular function: protein-arginine omega-N monomethyltransferase activity; protein binding. NCBI's taxonomy places the organism in Eukaryota, Metazoa, Mollusca, Gastropoda, Lepetellida, Haliotidae.
AUGGCGGGUCAUGAAAAACAUUUAAACGAAAAGGGUUCUGAUGGUCGGGAAGUUUUGGUGUGGCAAUCGUCUUUGGCAAGCGCUAAACAAUGCAUAUUGAAAAAGAACUAUGGGAGAGCAUUUGCUCACUUUCUCCUCGUGUUAAAGCUUUGUCCGAGCAUGAAGAGUGCUCUCAAGGACGACUUCGUUCUGUCAAUGAGGGAAUGGACAGAGUGUCUCGAGCGACAAGGAAGGAUCCAUGAUAUGUUCAAAUGCUAUGACCAGGCGUGCGAGCUUUUUCCUGAAUGCGAAGCAGCAUUGAAUAACAUCGGGGCACAAUUGUUUCGAUUAGGCUACACAGAUGAAGCAGCCCUCUACGUUCGCCGGGCACUGAAACUGUGUCCUGAUUUUCUAGCUGCCAGAGAGAAUCUGGAGAAUAUCUGCAGUCACCUCGUUGAGCGUUGGCACUUUCGCAUGUUGAAUGACAUGACACGAAACAGGGCAUUUCGUGACGGCAUUGACCUGGCAGUAACACAGGGUUUCAACACAGUGCUGGAUAUUGGUGCAGGGACAGGAUUACUCAGUUUGUUUGCUGAGGAAGCUGGUGCGGUGAUUGUCCAUGCGUGUGAGGUGUCCAAGUCAAUGUGUGAUGUGGCAUCUGAGAUUAUCACAGCAAACUGCAGUGCUGCUGACAAAAUAAAUCUCAUACCUAAACUGUCCCUGGACCUUUCUAUUCCACAGGACAUUCCUUCAAGGGUGUCUCUGGUUGUCACGGAAACAUUUGAUGCGGGCCUGUUUGGGGAGCAUAUCAUCUCAACACUUCACCAUGCGUGGGAACACCUCCUCCUGCCGCCAGCUGAACACACACAAAAAGGAGGCCGGGUCAUCCCAGCUGGUGCAUCAGUGUACCUGUGUCCUAUAGUCGAAACCAUUAGGAAAGGAAACAGACUGCUGUAUCCUGUGCUGCUGAACCUUGACCUUCGGGGCAUUGACCUCGUGUGUCGGACGUCGGUCAGUGAGGAGGAGCCCUACACAACAGAGAGGCUAUCGUCAGUCAGGGGAGGAUACCGGCAGCUUGCUCCACCGAAAGUUGCACUGAAGGUCAACUUCUGUAAUCCACAGGAAGUUGCAGCACUGCAUGAUGGGAUUGACAAGAUGGAGGAGCUGCACAUAAACCAAGCAGGCAAGCUGGAUGCUGUUGCCAUGUGGUUUGACCUUGACCUUGACAAGAAUGUGACCAUCACCACAGCUCCACACAUUGUCAACUGCUGGGACCAGGCUGUGUUCCCUGUCCUGGCGUCACACUUCACUCAAGUACAAGAAGAAGAUGUGCGUGAAAACUUCGCAGUGAAAGAAGGCGACAGAGUGAGUGUGAACUAUUCUUUGCAAGAUGACUGUUUCCGUGUCCGUUGUCGGAAAGUGACAAGAGCUCACAAUCCUUCCAGAUCUGAAAAGAAGAAACAUUUCCGUAAAAUGGACGAUGCCAGUCACAUGUAUUCCCUGUCUCAGUGUGAAAUCUCACAGUUGAAUGACAUCACACUGAAUAGACAUUACCUGCAAGCCCUGGAAGCAGCUAGAAAGAAAAUACCUCACGCGACAUCGCUACUUGACCUUUCAGAUGGGUUCUCUCCCCUUGGACUUCAGGCUGCAUUGAUUGGCUACAGUGAUAUAACAAUAACGUCGUCAUCGGAGGAAACAAGGGAAAUACUGUGUCAUAUUGCAGAUAUUAAUAGCAUAUCUCGGGACCAACUGACAUUUAUUCAAGCGAAGGAGAUACUGGACACGGACAUGGAGUUUGAUACCAUUGUUGUUGAGCUGUUUGAGUCAAGUGGAGUCUUUAGGCAGCAGAUACUGGAGGACUUGGCACUAACACGAUUGACCUCCCUGACAGGAGGGGGUGUUGUGUUGCCAGGGAAACUGACGGUGAUGGGAAUGUGCAUUGAGUCGGAGGACUUGGCCAAGUCCAGCUUUGUUGUGACCAGUGAAUACACACUGGGUUAUCAGAUAGCAGACUUCAUCCGAGACUUUCAGGCAACAACUCACCCAGAUAUUGAUCUUCACACCCUCACAUACAAGAGACUCUGUGAGCCAUUUGAACUGUUUCAACUGGACUUCAAUGAAGACAGGUCAGAUUCUGAUCUCCCACCAUUCCUUCAACAGGAAAAGGAAGUGAGUGUAUUUGUGACAGACACAGGGUGUGUCCAUGCAGUGGUAUAUUGGUUUGAGGUGCAGGUGAUGGACGACAUCCGAUUCAGCACUUUGGAUCCAAGUCUUCACUGGAGACAAGCAGCCAAGAUGAUUGGAGGACAUGUGGUUGUGUCAGCCGGCCAGACUCAGACAUUUAAACUGAUACUGAAAAACAGCUGUAUUGAUGUUAAAGUGGCUACAUGAGACAGCUGUUACUGAGUGCAUCUGGAAACAGCUGUAUAGAUGUUAAACCAGUUACAUGAAACAGCCCUCACUAAGUGCAUCUGGAAACAGCUGUAUAGAUGUUAAACCAGUUACAUGAAACAGCCCUCACUAAGUGCAUCUGGAAACAGCUGUAUAGAUGUUAAACCAGUUACAUGAAACAGCCCUCACUAAGUGCAUCUGGAAACAGCUGUAUAGAUGUUAAACCAGUUACAUGAAACAGCCCUCACUAAGUGCAUCUGGAAACAGCUGUAUAGAUGUUAAACAAGUUACAUGAAACAGCCCUCACUAAGUGCAUCUGGAAACAGCUGUAUAGAUGUUAAACCAGUUACAUGAAACAGCCCUCACUAAGUGCAUCUGGAAACAGCUGUAUAGAUGUUAAACUUGUUACAUGAAACAGCACUCACUAAGUGCAUCUGGAAACAGCUGUAUAGAUGUUAAACCAGUUACAUGAAACAGCCCUCACUAAGUGCAUCUGGAAACAGCUGUACAGAUGUUAAACCAGUUACAUGAAACAGCCCUCACUAAGUCAUC